Molecule: messenger RNA, 1305 nt
Organism: Pseudomassariella vexata
Lineage: Eukaryota; Fungi; Ascomycota; Sordariomycetes; Amphisphaeriales; Pseudomassariaceae
Exons: 2
Coding region: 37-1212 (391 amino acids)
Source: RefSeq, a predicted model, not a curated record
CUCCUCAUUGCCCAACGUGCAGACGACAGUUUGCGAAUGGCCUCUUACGUAAUCACCGGCUUGGUCCUGGUGCCGCUGCUGGUCACCGCUCAGGGGCUGAAUGGAAUUUUGCCUAUUUCGCCAGUUGAUGUCGCUAUCAACAAUGUCACCAUCAUCGCUUCUACGCAAGUGGCAACAAGUCCAUUUCAGGUCUACUCGGAACCUUUCUUGACAAUUCUCGGCGCCAGCCCAAGCCUGACAGUCGUAUACAAUGCGACGUUCCCAGCGUUCCACGAAGCUGGCAUAGUCACUUCGCUGGAACCGCUGACCUUCUACAGCUCGUCCAAUCAGUUUGAUACUGCCUCUCUGUCGCCGGCUUCCAACAACAAGACGGUGGUGGUGUCCCGGACAACAUUUUCCAAUACCACAGGAUGGGCCUCGGAGAUCAUCAACAACAACACAGCGCCGCUAACACUGGCCAAUGGCGGAUUCCAGUUCCAAGAUGGCAUUCUCUGGGCAGCCCAGGGCAACCUAUCGAGCCCGGCCGGUGCAGCCUUGGUGUAUCUGCCAACCAAUCCUCCACCAAGCAAUACCACAGCAGCAACCUUGAUUCUGAACAACUACAUGGGUUCCCCGUUGAACUCACCCAACGAUAUUUUUGUCACACGGAAAGGCGCCGUCUACUUCACAGAUCCGCAGAUAGGCUUCAUCCAGAAUGUCCGUCCCAUUCCCACGAUGCCCAGCUUAGUCUAUGGCUUCGUCCCGGGCAGCACCGACAUCCGUGUCGUCGCAGAUGAUAUUGAGUUACCUAACGGAGUCACCUUCUCUCCCGACGAAAAUACUGUAUACAUCACGGAAGCAGGGGCCGCUGUGUCAUCCGAUAUUCUGCCCGCCGGCAAGUCCAUCUACGCCUUUGACGUUCGGUACAACUCGCCGAAUGACACCAUCGCGUCAUUCGUAAAUCGUCGCAUAUUUGCCGUUCCUUCGGCAGGAAUUGGCGAUGGCAUCCACUGCGAUACUAACGGCAACGUGUGGGUAGGAACGGGUGACGGAGUCGAUGUCUAUGGUGCUUCAGGCCGAUUACUGGGAAAGGUGCUUGUCGAGGGCGGGGUGGCUAAUUUCGGAUUUGCAAGUAAUGGACAAGUAUUACUCAUGGCCGAGAAUCUCCUCUAUUCGUUGCAGGUCGACGCCAGUGUACAGCCAGCUGUGGCGGUAGGGGAGAGGAGAGGGUAGGGGCACUGGGUCAAGGUUCUCCAGAUAUUAGUUUCAGUGUAAACAUUGAGUAGUAUAUUUUAAUUUGUAACUUACACAGCCUGCAUUCACAGU